AAUGUUUCAGCUCAGAGAAAUCGAAACUACACUGCUGUCGAACUGUUGUGAGUGUAUCUCCAUCUGUGAGUCCGUGCAGUAAAAUGGCAGAAACCAGUGUUUCUUUAGCUCAGGAUCAGUUCAGCUGUUCAAUCUGUCUGGAUCUACUAAAGGAUCCAGUGGCCAUUCCCUGUGGACACAGUUACUGCAAGAACUGCAUUACAGACUGCUGGAAUAAUGAAGAUCAGGAGGAAGUUUACAGCUGCCCUCAAUGCAGACAGACCUUCACUCCAAGACCUGUUUUAUGUAAAAGCACUAUGCUGGCUGAAGUGGUAGAAAAACUAAAGAAGACAAAAGUCCAAACAGCUCGUCCUGCUCAGUGUUCCACUGGAUCUGGAAAUGUGGAGUGUGACAUCUGUACUGGGGACAAAAACAAAGCCAUCAAGUCCUGUCUGGUGUGUCUGGAAUCUUACUGUCAAAAUCAUCUUGAACGUCAUGAAGAAUUUCACUCUGGAAAGCGACACAAAAUGACUGAUGCCACUGGACAACUGCAGGAGAUGAUCUGCCCUCAACAUGAUAAACUGCUGGAGAUUUUCUGUCAAACUGAUCAGCAGUGUAUAUGUUAUCUCUGUAUGUUGGAUGAACACAAAAACCAUGAAACUGUAUCAGCUACAGCAGAGAGGACUGAGAAACAGAGACAAUUGGGUGAAAUGCAGAGAAAAUAUCAGGAGAGAAUCCAGGAGAGACAGAAGGAACUUGAGGAGCUGAAAGAGGCUAUAGAGUCUCACAAGCGCUCUGCACAGGCAGCAGUGGAGGACAGUGAGAGGAUCUUUACUGAGCUGAUCCGCUCCAUUGAGAGAAGGCGCUCUGAGGUGACACAGCUGAUCAGAGAUCAGGAAAAGGCUGCAGUGAGUCGAGCUGAAGGACAACUGGAGCAACUGGAGCAGGAGAUUGAAGAUCUGAGGAGGAGAGACGCUGAGCUGGAGCAGCUUUCACACACAGACAAUCACAUCCAUUUUCUCCAGAGUUUCCAGUCUCUCUCAGUUCCUCCUGGAUCUACAGACUCGCCCAGCAUAACUGUCAGUUCUCAUCUCUCUUUUGAUGAUGUUGGUAAAUCUGUGUCUCAUCUGAGAGAAAAACUGGAGAAUUUCUGCAGAGAGGAGAUAGAAAAGAUUCAUGAUAAAGCAAAAUACAUUGAGAUCAUUCCCACCCCUGAAUACAAGACAAGGAACGAGUUUCUACAGUAUUUCUUCCCGUUCAGAGUGGAUUCAAACACGAUACAUAAAAACCUCCGUCUGUCUAAGGGGAACAGAGUGAUAAAAUACACUUCUAAAGAACAGAGGUAUCCUGAUCACCCAGACAGAUUUGACACUGUGGAGCAGGUGUUGUGUGAAGAGAGUGUGUGUGGACGCUGUUACUGGGAGGUUGAGUGGAGUGGUGAUGUGGACAUAUCAGUGUCAUUUAAGAGCAUCAGCAGGAAGGAAAGGGGUGAUGAUAAUGAUGACAGUUGUGACACAUGUGAGUUUGGACGUGAUGAUCAGUCCUGGAGUUGGUUAUGCUCUGACUCUCGUUGCUCAUUCUGGCAUAAUAACAAAGAGACUGAACUCCCUGUAGUCUCCAGCUCCUCUAGAAUAGGAGUGUAUGUGGAUCACAGUGCAGGAACUCUGUCCUUCUACAGCGUCUCUGACACAAUGACCCUCAUUCACAGAGUCCAGACCACAUUCACUCAGCCUCUCUAUGCUGGGUUUGGGAUUUAUGGUGACUCAGUUGUGAAACUGUGUGAGAUAUCAAAAGCUGUUGAGUUGCUGUAUGUAUCUGUGUUUAGUAAAAUGGCAGAAUCCAGUGUUUCUUUGGCUCAGGAUGAGUUCAGCUGUUCAAUCUGUCUGAAUGUACUGAAGGAUCCAGUGACUAUACCCUGUGGACACAGUUACUGUAUGAGCUGUAUUACAGACUUCUGGGAUCAAAAGGGAGUCUGCAGCUGCCCUCAGUGCAGACAGACCUUCACUCCAAGACCUGUUUUAGGUAAAAACACCAUGCUGGCUGAAGUGGUGGAGAAACUCAAGAAGACAAAACUCCAAGCUGCUCGUCCUGCUCAGUGUUCCACUGGAUCUGGAAAUGUGGAGUGUGACAUCUGUACUGGGGACAAAAACAAAGCCAUCAAGUCCUGUCUGGUGUGUCUGGAAUCUUACUGUCAAAAUCAUUUAAAGCAUCAUGAAGAAUUUCACUCUGGAAAGCGACACAAAUUGACUGAUGCAACUGGACAACUGAGGGACAUGAUCUGCCCACUACAUGAUAAACUACUGGAGAUUUUCUGUCGUACUGAUCAGCAGUGCAUAUGUUAUAUGUGUAUGGUAGAUGUACACAAAGACCACAACACUGUAUCAGCUGCAGCAGAGAGAACUGAGAAACAGAGACAUCUGGAGGAGACACAGAGAACAAACCAGCAGAGAAUCCAGGAGAGACAGAAGGAACUUAAGGAGCUGAAAGAGGCUGUAGAGUCUUACAAGCGCUCUGCACAGGGAGCAGUGGAGGACAGUGAGAGGAUCUUUACUGAGCUGAUCCGCUCCAUUGAGAGAAGCCGCUCUGAGGUGACACAGCUGAUCAGAGAUCAGGAAAAGGCUGCAGUGAGUCGAGCUGAAGGACAACUGGAGCAACUGGAGCAGGAGAUUGAAGAUCUGAGGAGGAGAGACGCUGAGCUGGAGCAGCUUUCACACACAGACAAUCACAUCUGUUUCUUCCAGAGUUUCCAGUCUCUCUCAGUUCCUCCUGCGUCUACAGACUCACCCAGCAUCACUGUCAUUUCUCUUCUGUCUUUUGAUGAUGUUGAAAAAUCUGUGUCUCAUCUGAGAGAGAAACUGGAGCAUUUCUGCAGAGAGGAGAUAGAAAUGUUAUCUGGUAGAGUGAAAAACAUCAACAUCAUUCCCACCUCUGAACCUGAGACCCGUGAGGAAUUCCUCAAAUAUUGCUGUCAGCUCACUUUGGAUCCAAAUACAGUGAAUAAAAACCUGGUACUCUCUGAAGAGAACAGAGUGAUUGAAUACACUCGUGAAGAACAGCCGUAUCCAGAUCAUCCAGACAGAUUUGAUGGUUUUCCUCAGGUGUUGUGUAGAGAGAGUGUGUGUGGACGCUGUUACUGGGAGGUUGAGUGGAGUGGUUGGGUGGGUAUAUCAGUGUCAUAUAAGAGAAUCAGCAAGAAGGGACGGGGAAAGGAGUGUGAGUUUGGUUGUAAUGAUCAGUCCUGGAGUUUGUACUGCUCUGACUCCGUCUGCUCAUUCUGGCACAAUAACGGUAGGACUGCACUCCCUGUAGUCUCCAGCUCCUCUAGAAUAGGAGUGUAUGUGGAUCACAGUGCAGGAACUCUGUCCUUCUACAGCGUCUCUGACACAAUGACCCUCAUUCACAGAGUCCACACCACAUUCACUCAGCCUCUCUAUGCUGGGUUUUGGGCUAACAAAUAUUUGAAAGGACUAAUGUUUUUCUUUUCAAAAGCGACAGUCUGUGAUCUCACAAUAUAGAUGGUACAAACUUUCUACAAAUAAUAUCGUGAGAGAUAUUUGCAAGAUAUCAUAGCCAUGUUUUGAAUUUCAACAUUUAUUCUUGUUUACUCCAAAUAUUAUCAGUACAAUAAUAAUUGAUUUAUUCACUGAUUUCAUUGAUCACUUGCAAUGAUGCUUGUUAUUUGUUAUGUAUGAAAUUGUCUUUUAAAUGGAAAUAACUGCAUUUAAAUAAACUGUGUUGAAUAACAUCACAUCCAUUUG
Messenger RNA from Cyprinus carpio (common carp), 3737 nucleotides. RefSeq names its product E3 ubiquitin-protein ligase TRIM16-like. The record is from RefSeq and is a predicted model, not a curated record. NCBI's taxonomy places the organism in Eukaryota, Metazoa, Chordata, Actinopteri, Cypriniformes, Cyprinidae. Gene Ontology annotation, molecular function: zinc ion binding; protein binding.